Messenger RNA from Pestalotiopsis fici W106-1, 891 nucleotides. RefSeq lists its product as uncharacterized. The transcript has 4 exons. Gene Ontology annotation, biological process: proteolysis. Gene Ontology annotation, molecular function: serine-type carboxypeptidase activity. Gene Ontology annotation, cellular component: fungal-type vacuole. Bases 1 to 891 code for a protein of 296 amino acids. The record is from RefSeq and is a predicted model, not a curated record. NCBI's taxonomy places the organism in Eukaryota, Fungi, Ascomycota, Sordariomycetes, Amphisphaeriales, Sporocadaceae.
AUGUUACUCUUCCCCACGGCAUUGCUCGCAUCGCAAACCAUCCUGCAAGGCGGGAGGACUGAUGCCUUGCCGCAGCCGGCAGACAACGGCGUCGGAAUUCCGCAUCGACAGUUGGACGACUCCGUCUGCCCUGCGCAAACAAAGCACUUUACUGGAUCGAUUGGCCUCGGUCACGGCAAGGAACUUUUCUAUUGGCUAUUUUCGAGCGCCUCCGAUCCUGAACAUGAUCCUCUUCUUGUCUGGCUGACUGGGUGCGCCUUGUUCACGUUCCUGUACUCUGAGAACCCCAUGCUGACAGAUUCCGAACCUGAAAGAGGACCCGGAGGUGCCAGCACCCUAGCUGCCGUUACCGAAGUCGGCCCAUGCUGGGUUAAUACGACCGACAACUCAACUUAUCACAACCCGUAUCACUGGGCCAAGCAUGCCAACCUCCUUAUACUUGAGACGCUCGAGGCGGCCACUGAAGACUUUGUCGACUUCUUGCACCACUUUGUCACCAAAGAGUUCCCAGAGCUCUCCAAAAAUGUGUUGCACAUUGCCGGUGAGUCAUACGGGGGCCGAUGGGCUCCUGCAUUCAUGCACAAGCUAGCAGGUCUAUCCGACGUACAGUCCGCACGAGCAAUUCCCAACCCACUCGGUUCCAUCAUCCUCGUGAACGCGGUUAUCGGCACACUUGGAGCUGAUCUGGCAACGUCCAACUAUGAGUUUGGAUGUACUCCUGAUGGCGUGGCAACGAAGCUGGGCGUCGGCUUCAAUUCCACAGUCUGCUCCAAGAUUCAAGAAGUAGGGCCUCAGUGCGAGGCUUACGGAGCGUUAUGCGAGUCGACUGACAGCAUUGCCAUAUGCAAGGAUGCAUCAGCCUUUUGCGCGGGUGGUACAAUGGUAAGAUAA